AUGGCGAUGGAAGCAGAAGGCGGAGGUAUCGUCACGUGCCUGCGCACCGACCACCCGGUGCAGCCUUCGCCGCUCUUCACAACCAUGCCAUCGAGCUUUGACUCGUUCUUUAAUGCGGCUAAGCGCGUCAGUGCACAGGCAUCGAUGUAUGCCCAGGCUGCCUCUGCAGAUUUGCAAUCUGGAUUCAGCUUGCCGAGCGAGUGCAACCGCGCCGCGAGGAUCCUGCGCAACUUUCUGACGGAUCCGGAGCACCCAGAGACGAUCAAUUCCACCAUCCCGAAAUCCGUUCUGAUGCGUGCAAAAGGAUUGGCGAUUUUCACCAUUGUCAAGGGUGGGUUUGUGUGGUCGGGUAAGGUCGGCAGCGGCGUCGUGAUUGCGCGUCUCCCCGACGGCUCGUGGUCCACGCCCACCUGCAUUGCGACUGGUGGCAUUGGUAUUGGAUGGCAGGUCGGUGCAGACGUGACUGAAUUUGUAGUGGUGAUGAACACCGAGGAAGCGGUCAAGUCGUUUGGUCUCUCUGGAAACUUGACGUUUGGCGGCUCCCUGAGCGCUGCCGCAGGGCCUAUUGGCAUCGGUGGCACGGGCAUGUUUUCGGUGGCACAUAUCGCCCCGAUGUACUCGUAUAGUCGCAGCAAGGGCUUGUACAUUGGCAUCAGCUUGGAAGGCACCGCGCUCGUCGAGCGCAAAGACGCAAACCGCGAAUUUUACGGGCAGUCCAUCCCAGCUAUGGAUUUGCUGAUGGGUAAAGUACCUGCACCAGAGGCCGCGGCAGUGAUGUACGAGGUUAUCGAGGCUGCAGAGGACCUGGAUGAAAAUGAAAUUUUGCAUCAAUUGUAUCCCAACGCCCGUCACGACGAGGCCCGCAAAGCGAGUACGUACGCAGGAGAAUCUCCCGCGGACGACUCGUACGUGUCUACGGAACAAGAGGCAGACAAGGACGCAUAUCCUGCCAAGAAAGAGAAGCCCACAGACGAGAAGCCUGCAGAAUUGCAGACCUCGCACGAAGAAGCUGCGGAGAAAGACAGUCCCGCUAAAUGA
Messenger RNA from Malassezia vespertilionis, 1038 nucleotides. RefSeq lists its product as uncharacterized. Gene Ontology annotation, biological process: actin filament bundle assembly; actin cortical patch localization. The transcript is spliced from 3 exons. The record is from RefSeq and is a predicted model, not a curated record. Lineage: Eukaryota; Fungi; Basidiomycota; Malasseziomycetes; Malasseziales; Malasseziaceae. Bases 1 to 1038 code for a protein of 345 amino acids. Gene Ontology annotation, cellular component: actin cortical patch. Gene Ontology annotation, molecular function: phosphatidylinositol binding; actin filament binding.